AUGAAUGAGUUGGCGCACAAACUGAGCUGUUGUGUGGUAGAGAAACCCCAGGCAAAAAAGAAGAGAAGGCAGAUUGACAGGACCAUGAUUGGAAAACCAAUGACUUUUGUUCAUCUAACACACAUUGGCACUGGAAAUGGACUUUGCAUGACAGGUGCCAUACAAGAGCAAAUGAGGUCCAAGGGAAAUAAGUUCAGGCCAUGA
Messenger RNA from Antechinus flavipes (yellow-footed antechinus), 204 nucleotides. Its product is annotated as CDC42 small effector protein 1-like. Gene Ontology annotation, cellular component: plasma membrane. Bases 1 to 204 code for a protein of 67 amino acids. Gene Ontology annotation, molecular function: small GTPase binding. The record is from RefSeq and is a predicted model, not a curated record. Lineage: Eukaryota; Metazoa; Chordata; Mammalia; Dasyuromorphia; Dasyuridae. The transcript has a single exon. Gene Ontology annotation, biological process: regulation of Rho protein signal transduction.